This is a messenger RNA of Mus musculus (house mouse), 5245 nucleotides long. It is a transcript of the gene Gpr174, whose product is annotated as G protein-coupled receptor 174. Lineage: Eukaryota; Metazoa; Chordata; Mammalia; Rodentia; Muridae. The record is from RefSeq and is a predicted model, not a curated record. Gene Ontology annotation, cellular component: membrane; plasma membrane. Gene Ontology annotation, molecular function: G protein-coupled receptor activity. Bases 1019 to 2065 code for a protein of 348 amino acids. Gene Ontology annotation, biological process: G protein-coupled receptor signaling pathway; negative regulation of interleukin-2 production. The transcript has 5 exons.
AUUAAUGAGAAAGGAGAGAGAGAGAGAGAGAGAGAGAGAGAGGGAGAGAGAGAGAGAGAGAGAGAGAGAGAGAGAGAGAGAGAGAGAGAGAGAGAGAGAGAGGAGGGAGGAAAGGGGAAGGGAGGGAGAGAGAGAUCUGCUCACCCACUUGAAAACGGAAAUCUUCAAUGUAUUCAGAACAGCUUGCAUAUUUCACUCUGACAACUCACUACCAUAUUUUCCAACAUGGUAGUGGUUUGAAAACGGAGCUGGAUCAAUGCACAGAUCAGUAGCAUCCUCAUUGGAGUGGCUGUCACAUGAAUUCUUUGGAGACUUCUGGAGAAAAGAGAAAGAAACUGAAACGGCAUGAAUGAAAUAAUCAGCCCUGUUAUCACAGUAUCUGCAGGGGACCCGAAUAAGAACUUCUAUCAGCGCUGGAUAAAACAAUUUUAAUAUUCAAGAAGAGAAAGGCCACACACCUUUUUCCCACUGUCUGUUCUAUGGCAAUAUUAUUAAGGUUUGCCUUUUAUUCUCUCUCUCUUCUUUAAUGCAGAUCUGAAAAAGUCUUGGGAAAAAAAAGAACCAUCAAAAUAAGUCAUCUUCAAACAGUGGCUGAGCCAGCCUGCACUGAAGCAAACCUUUCUUCUCUGUGUGCCAGAUGUCUCUCCCCAAAAGAACAUGAAACGUCCUUCCAAACACCUGUAAAGUGAUAACCAUCAUAUGGGAAUUUGAGAAGUUGAUGUAUGACAUAGUUAUGAAUCAAAUGAGAAAUAUCCUCUUUCCAUGAUGUCCUGGCCUGGAAGACCUUACCACAAAAUAAACAAGAGAAGAACAUUUUAACAACUUUUCAUGUGUGCUUGCACAAUGGAUUUCUGUGGUUAUGUAUACAAAGCUGAGGCAUAAAUACAGCCAGGUUUUUUUAGACUUCCCAAAUCAUGUGUAGAGGCUAACAAUUGUGGCAAAAGUUUGUUUUAUACUCUGUCUCUCUGAGCCACUGACUUGUGGACAGUACAGAAGUUACUUGUGGAUUUAAAUUUGAAUGACCAGUAGGCAAAGAAAAUUUCUCUUGGAAAUAAUCAUGACUGAUAAUUUUACAUGUAACAAGACAGAUGGAGACAAUACAGAUUUCCGGUACUUCAUUUAUGCAGUGACAUACACUGUUAUUCUUGUGCCAGGUCUUAUAGGGAACAUAUUAGCCUUAUGGGUAUUUUACGGCUAUAUGAAAGAAACCAAAAGGGCUGUGGUAUUUAUGAUAAACCUAGCCAUUGCUGACUUAUUACAGAUUCUCUCUCUGCCACUGAGGAUCUUUUACUACUUGAACCAUGACUGGCCAUUUGGUCCUGGUCUCUGCAUGUUUUGUUUCUACCUGAAAUAUGUAAACAUGUAUGCCAGCAUCUACUUCUUGGUCUGCAUCAGUGUGCGAAGAUUUUGGUUUCUCAUGUACCCCUUUCGUUUCAAUGACUGCAAACAGAAAUAUGACUUGUAUAUCAGCAUUAUUGGCUGGCUGAUCAUCUGCCUUGCCUGCCUGCUCUUUCCUCUCCUCAGAACCAAUGAUGAUACUCCAGGUAACAGAACCAAAUGCUUUGUGGAUCUUCCUAUCAGGAAUGUUAAUCUGGCCCAAUCUGUUGCCAUGAUAACUAUCGGAGAGGUGGUUGGGUUUGUUACUCCUCUUAUGAUUGUUUUAUACUGUACCUGGAAGACAGCUUUGUCAUUACAAAAUAAAUAUCCCAUUUCUCAACAUCUUGGAGAGAAAAAGAAAGCCCUGAAGAUGAUUCUGACCUGUGCAGGGGUGUUUCUAGUUUGCUUUGUACCUUAUCACUUCAGCUUUCCUUUAGAUUUCCUGGUUAAGUCCAAUGAAAUUAAGAGUUGCUUUGCCAGAAGAGUGAUUCUAAUAUUUCAUUCUGUGGCCCUGUGUCUGGCAAGCCUGAACUCCUGUCUUGACCCAGUUAUAUAUUAUUUUACCACUAAUGAGUUCAGAAGACGCCUUUCAAGACAAGAUUUGCCUGAUAACAUCCAACUCCAUACAAAAUCAUACAAAAUUGCAAGUAACCAUGCCACUUCUACCGUGGCAGCUGAACUAUGUUAAAUAAAACCCAGAACUGAACAUGGCCUGGAAUGCAAAUACCAGAACACAUUUGCAGUACCUCAUCAAGACAGUAUUCACAGGAAGUAUUCAUAACCUUUCAGUGUGGUCUAUAUUACUUACAUGGGGAAUGCACAUAUUUAUGACAAUACCUGUUUAGAAUAUUGCAUUUCAAUAUCAUUGCUGGUGACAUGUCCAUGCGGUAAUGUUGGACCAACUCUUUAAGACGUAAAUGGUGAAAUUUUGAUAAUACUGCGCACAUAUUCUCUCAGCUAGAGUCAUCAGCUUUAUCUGUGAACCUAAGUCACAAAAUCAAUUACUAACUCAAGCCCAUUUUAAGCACUGAGUUUUCUUACCACAGUUGCUGAAUCUAUGUUCAAAAGGUGUGCAAUUGUCCAUUUGUAGUAGUGAUCACAGUUUGCAUUCCAACAACAUAUUUGGUUGUUUUUAAAGUGGGGUGGGCAAAACUUUAUGUGUACAUAGUGUUACAAAAACAGGGUAAUUGUUAUUUCCCAAGUGUGAUUCCAUUCAAGGAUUUGAAACUCCAAUGCUUUAUUUCUUCAGUUAGUUUUAAUAUGAAACAUCAUCUGUCACAUUACUUGUUGAAUGAAUUUCUGAAACCAGGCUCUGGUACACUUAAACUAAGAACAACAAACAUUCAUGACACAUAGUAAUCCUCUGUAAUUGUAUAAAAUGAUACAUUGAAUAGUCCCAGGGCAGGUAGUUUUCUACAGUUAAGGCAACAUGAGUCAGAUGGCCUUUAUGCUUUAGAGAAAGGAAAGAGGUGACAACCACAAUUCUGGCUCUCUGAAACUAGGUCCAAAGAAUACCUUCAGGUAUAUAUGUAUGAACAUGCCUAGGAGAGGGAUAGCUUUUCAUCAUAAUUUAGAAUUACAUUGAAGCAAUCUGAUAGGUUAUUACUGCAUUUACUGAGCCUAUGGAAGAAACAGUGCACCAAUUAGUCGCUAAGCUUGGGCAGAGUGAAAAUAUGAACCAAAGUGAAGUAUAAGUCUUAAAAAUCACUAUUAUCCUUUAAGUAUUCUCCAAGGUAAGUGGUGCCUAUUAAGACAUCUACACAAGCCAGAGUGUGACAUAAAGACACUGGUCAUGUGGACUUUUAAAUCUGCACUUUUCCAGUUAAGUUAUAUGAUUAUAAAGCCUACAAAGAUUACCUCUCAGAAACUGUUGGAAGCAAUUCUUUCACCUUUUGAGAAAAGUGUGGAUCAUUCCAGCAGCCAUAUACAUCCUUACAAAAGCUAUGUCUACUAUCUGUUUAGUACUAUUGAGCAGGAAAAACUCGGGUAUGUGGUUGUAAGCACUGGAAUAUUCUGAAGCAUGAUAUACAUUGUAAAUAAGAUUACUUUCAGAAAUCGUUGAAUAAGAGAAUGGGGAGAAAACACUCUCCUUUACAUUGAGAAAAUAAAGAAAUCAAGCAAGACAUGCAGUUUUAGGGAUAUAGUUAAUGAUACUAUAUGUUUUAGGAAAAACUCAUUAAAUGGACAUGAAUUUUAGCUUCUAAUACUAGUGGGAAACCUCUAAAGUUUUGUUUGAGUAAGUAACAAAAAUGUAGUGCUUAUGUUUGAACAGUUUAUGAAAAUAAUAAUGUAUUAGAAAAAAUGAGUUUGUGCUGCUAGCAACAGUAUAUUUAUAUAUAUCCUAAUCAUUCCUUGUGAUGUACAUAUGUUUUGAUGUAUUAAAUAAGUGUUAAAUUUUGUUUUCAAAAAAGAAACUAUAAAUGUGUGUGGUCUAUUUGUUUUAAAGUGAUUUCUGUUUGAUUGUAAGUUUGUAUCAUAAUGAGAUUACAAGUAAUCAUUUGUGAAACUAUGAAACAACUGUGGGUGCUUGAAAUAGUGCUCACACUUAAAAUAUCUAUGCCUACUAUUUUUUUGUAGCAUGUGUUACACUUUUUAAAGUCACUUUGGGAGAUCACUGUUGGAACGUUUUUCUAACUUUGAUUUCGUUAUACUCAUACCAUUUUUCAAGGGAGAAGAAAUACUUCUAGGACAUUAUUGACCACUGUAGAGUAGUUGAGAUUACAGCUCAUUUGUUAGAUAUUACUUCUCCAUCAUUUAGUGAUAAGUCAAAUGUCUAAUGAUUUUAUGCUAUUUAUCUACCCAGAUCUGUCUAUCUGGGUUUAUAUUCAGCAUCUGAAUACUGAAUCAGAGCAAUUUUUCUGAUUCUUCAACUUCCUCAUCAGUACAUUUCAAUUUUGCUCCAUCCCCUUCUCCUUCUGAUCAACUUAUUCAUAAUAAGGUGCUAAUUAUAAUGUUAACUUCAUAUUAAUUUACCAAGAAAUAUCUGAAGUUCAUACCUUACAAAUAGGCAUUAACACGAAGUACAGAAAUCCAAAUGGAGCAAUUUCAGACACAGGGAGAUGUGGUAGAGGGGAAGACACUAUAAAGAAAUUGAGUCUUAAAGCAAUCCUUUCAAAUAAUGCAUUACAAAUGGCCAUCUACUCUGGUUGCCAUUGUGAGGAUGCUAAAUUCCAAGAAAUAGCUCUAUAAACAUGGGUGUACAUUUUCCAGAUUGUUGCUUGAGAUUUUUCUUCUACCCUAUCUCUCUUCUAACACUGGACCUAGUUUUCAGAAAAAAAAACAAAAAACAAAAAACUAAUGCUGGAGAAAAUAGUGCUUCGGCCACCAAGCAGGCGCCUCUUUACUGAGGUUCCACUCUUCUUGGAAAGUCUUUUCCUCAGAUCUCUUAUUUAUCAUUUUGAGUUCUAUAAGAUUGAAUACAAAGACAAUCUGAAUGAUGGCAAUAUAUAAGUAAAGGUAAAUCAUCUCAUAUUUCUUUUAUAAACUUGUUAAAAUUUUAGUCUUAAAAUUAAGCAAAUUAUUUAAUAAGAAAAUUUGAAUAUAUAUCAUUUAAUGCUAAUAAAUUGUCUUUAUUGUUGCUCUUAUUAUUUUAAUGGCAUGGUUUAUAUGUUAUAUGUUAUCAUUGACAUGUAAUAAAACAGCAAAUCCUAUUAAUCAGUAGUUUAUGAAGAGGAGCCAUUUGCCCUACAAAUAACAAACCGAGUUGCCAUGCUCUAUAGGGAUUCAUCAGAGGAACUCUGCACAGUUUAAUUUUUAUGCAAUCUUUUGGGUUAACUUCCAAGAUACUGUGAAAUGUUGUUACUGAAGUUUAUUUGCAGCUCUUAUUUAUCAUAUGAAUUUUAAUAAUAAAGUUUAUCUCUGUAUGUAA